Messenger RNA from Morus notabilis, 1986 nucleotides. Its product is annotated as O-fucosyltransferase 39. Lineage: Eukaryota; Viridiplantae; Streptophyta; Magnoliopsida; Rosales; Moraceae. The coding region runs from base 135 to 1676 and encodes 513 amino acids. The transcript is spliced from 10 exons. The record is from RefSeq and is a predicted model, not a curated record.
CUGUUUCUACUUCUUCUUCCUUGCUCUUCUGGGUCUUAAAGGUUUUUUUUGGUUUUGUGGCCAAAAACGAAAAACCAAAAAAAAAAAAACCCAGUUCUCAGCUCAGAUCUUGAGGCUGAGCUGAGAUUGUGAUUAUGAUGAUGAUGAUGAUGAGGCUUCACUAUCACAAUCAUUAUAGAGCUCUAGUUGGACUCUUGGUGCUGCUUUUUCCCCUUUUGUUUCCGGCUUUGUUCACUCCAUUCAGCCACGCUUCAACUUCCACUUUCUUGGAAUGGAAUGUUCCAAAGCCAAGGCACUCAUGGCUACUGAAGAGCGCCUUACAAGCCGAAACUUCGAAUACACAGCAAUCAGAUCUCUGGACUCCUUUGGGCAACCAAGGAUGGAAGCAAUGUGUUGAAUCUUCAGUUGGCCCUACUUUACCAGAGAAAUCCACGGGAUAUAUUCAGGUUUUUCUGGAUGGAGGGUUGAACCAGCAGAGAAUGGGGAUAUGUGACGCAGUUGCUGUUGCAAAAAUUCUGAAUGCAACUCUCGUAAUUCCAUAUCUGGAGGUGAAUCCUGUUUGGCGGGAUUCAAGCUCCUUUGAGGAUAUAUUUGAUGUCCACCACUUUAUUAAUGUGUUGAAGGAUGAUGUUUCUAUAGUUAGAGAGCUGCCUUAUGAAUUCUCGUGGAGUACACGGGAGUUCUAUUCUACUGCCAUCCGAACAACCAGGAUCAAAACAGCACCAGUUCAUGCUUCAGCAAACUGGUACCUGGAGAAUGUGUUGCCUGUACUAGAGAGUUAUGGAAUUGCUGCAAUAUCUCCUUUUUCUCACCGUCUGGCAUUUGACAACUUGCCUAUGGACAUCCAACGGCUGCGUUGUAAAGUCAACUUCCAUGCAUUAGCUUUUGUUCCUCAUGUUAGAGCACUAGGUGACGCUCUUGUCAGCCGACUGCGAUAUCCUUCUGAGACAAGAACCACACUUGGCACCACCUACCUACGGGAGACCGCAGACAGACGGCGGGCAGGGAAAUUUGUCGUGUUGCACCUACGGUUUGAUAAGGAUAUGGCAGCCCAUUCAGCCUGUGAUUUUGGUGGUGGAAAAGCCGAAAAACUGGCUCUUGCUAAGUAUCGGCAAACUAUUUGGCAAGGAAGGGUCCUUAACUCCCAAUUCACUGAUGAAGAGUUGAGGAAUCAGGGGCGUUGCCCAUUGACUCCGGAAGAGAUUGGAAUUCUUCUAGCAGCUUUGGGUUUCGACAACAGUACUCGUUUAUAUCUUGCUUCCCACAAGGUGUACGGUGGGGAAGCUAGGAUUUCUACUUUGCGACAAUUGUUUCCAUUUAUGGAAGACAAGAAGAGCCUUGCUUCUUCAGAAGAACGGUCCCAGAUUACAGGAAAGGCUUCUCUUUUAGCUGCCGUCGACUACUAUGUCAGCAUGCAUAGUGACAUCUUUAUUUCUGCUUCUCCCGGAAACAUGCACAAUGCUAUGGUGGGACAUCGUACUUACAAUAACUUGAAGACCAUUAGGCCAAACAUGGCAUUAAUGGGUCAACUCUUCUUGAACAAAAGCAUCAGUUGGUCCGAUUUUCAGCAGUCAGUCAUGGAGGGUCACCAAAGCAGACAAGGGCAGAUCAGAUUAAGAAAUCCCAAACAGUCCAUUUACACUUACCCUUCUCCUGAUUGCAUGUGCGAAGCUUAAGGAUACACAAUGCAGAUAUUAUUACUGAAGUUGGGGAGGCUAGUUUUCUGUCUCUCAAUAUUUGUUACCACAUGUACUCGUUGCUUGUAUUGUUUGAUAAAUAAGUAAUAAUAAUUACCAUUUCUCUCUCAUUCAUAGAACUAGACAGGUGUUUCUAGAUGCUUUAUGGGAUAUGUUGGAUUGGAACACGAUUUAGGAAAUUUGAGUUGUAUUAUUAGUUGAUGUCUUAUGGUUGGGAACGACAUUUGUUGUCUGUAAUUGUUAUACUGGAGCAAGGUUGUGAUACUAUAUAAAACAGUGGAUUAGUGAA